AUGGCGUUGAGACCCAUUGAUAAUGCGCUUCCAACAACUACACCAGAGAGACCCAAAAAGCAGGUGAAAAUCUCAGUUCCAAUCCAAAAACAGCCUGAUUUUGGAGUAAAUGAUGAAAACAAGGCUCCAAUGCCACCAUCUUCAGAUGCAGCUAUUGAUUACAUCUCUUCUGAGAAUCUCGAAGCCAUAACUGAUCCAGAGUCCAAAUUACAAGGCCUAAUUGAAGGACUAGAUUCAAAGGAUUGGACAAAGGUUUGCGAGUCGCUUAAUAAUGCAAGGCGGUUUGCGUUAUAUCACUCCUCUCUCUUGGUCCCUAUCUUGGAGAAAGUGAUGGUGGUUGUGGUAAAGGCUAUGAAGAACCCAAGAAGUGCUUUGUGUAAGACUUCUAUCAUGGCUGCUUCUGAUAUUUUCAACGCCUUCGGGGAUAAAUUACUCGACGAAACCAAUUCUGCUGCAUUUGAUAACAUGCUACUUCAGCUACUGCUUAAAGCUUCUCAAGAUAAGAAGUUUGUUUGUGAAGAAGCAGACAGGACGCUGAACGCAAUGGUGGGGUUCAUUACUCCUCUGCCUCUUCUUCAUAAGCUCAAGGCAUCUGUUAGCCACAACAACCUUAGAAUCAGGGCAAAAGCCGCCAUGUCAAUUUCUAAUUGUGUCUCCAAGAUGGGGCUAGAAGAAAUGAAAGAGUUUGGGUUGGUUUCACUGGUUCAAAUGUCAGCCGAAUUGUUGAAGGACAGACUGCCUGAUGCGAGAGAAGCAGCAAGAAGUACUGUAAUUUCCAUGUACAAUGCAUUUACUGAAAAUGAAGAGCAGAAGCAGGAAGCAUGGCAAUGCUUUUGCCAAUCUAGUUUGCCACCCAUUGAUGCUCAGUCCGUGCUCAAAAUUACCGCUUCACAAUAGAGUAAGGUUGUUGGUGGGCAGCUGCAGGAGUUCAGAAGUUUGUGUAAAUCUUUCUGUCUCCAUCAUCAUUGUGGUUAGGAGACGAUAUUAAUAUGUUGUCAAUUUUCUACUUUUCUCGAUACUUUUCGAGAAAAUGGAGGAAAAUUCUAAAAUAAAUUAUUAGAUUUUUGAAUGCUAAAUCUAGUUUGCCACUCAGUCCAUGCUCAAAAUUACCGCUUCACAAUAGAGUACGGUUGGUGGUGGGCAGCUGCAGGAGUUCAGAAGUUUGUAUGAAUCUUUCUGUCUCUAUUAUCAUUGUGGAUAGGAGACUAUAUUAAUAUGUUGUUGUCAAUUUUCUACUUGUCUCGAUCCUUUUCGAGAAAAUGGUAAAAAAAACUGUUAGAUUCUUGAAUGUUUAAUUUUGUAAGUUGCUUCAAUAAUAUCGAUUAGUGGGAGGA
Messenger RNA from Pistacia vera, 1334 nucleotides. Its product is annotated as TOG array regulator of axonemal microtubules protein 1. Gene Ontology annotation, biological process: microtubule cytoskeleton organization. NCBI's taxonomy places the organism in Eukaryota, Viridiplantae, Streptophyta, Magnoliopsida, Sapindales, Anacardiaceae. Gene Ontology annotation, cellular component: cytoplasmic microtubule. Bases 1 to 897 code for a protein of 298 amino acids. Gene Ontology annotation, molecular function: microtubule binding. The transcript has 5 exons. The record is from RefSeq and is a predicted model, not a curated record.